GUAGAGCCAUGUCCUCUUGCAAUUUUCCCGGGCUUCUCUCCCAACCUCACACCUUCGAACGGAAAACCAUCCAUCUCUCUGUCUCUCUCUCUCUCUGGUUUCCUCUCCAACUGAACAGUUCCAAAAAUCUCACCUUUUUUUGUUUUUGCAGCAAUCAAGCGAUCUAUUCUUAACAGAAAUAAUCCACUCCAAUGUUCGAUUAGGUGGGACAAAUUUUUAGUUUUCUUCUCCAGCAAUCUUCUUCUUCACACGCUCUCUCUCUCUGUAUCUCUCUAGGGUUUCAUCUUCUCUCCCAAUUUCUGUCAUCGGAGAAGCACGGCUCUCUGCUUCCGCGAUCAGAACCACGCCAAUCUCCUCUCCCACCUCUUCGAUCUUCUCCCCAAAUUUUCGAGGUGGGUAACCCUACGCAAACCCUAAUUAUUUCAGGAACACUGCGCUCCGGUGAGAGGGAUGAGCUGACAAACUCGAUCAGGAUUUUGCGGGCCAAAUUCAUAGCCCUGGGGCGUGUAAUGGUUCGAUUCCUGAAGAGAAGACAGAGCUUGGACAAGCCUUCGCAGGAUAAGAACAUGUCCGACAUGAUAGGAAGGCAAGUUCCGAGCUUUACUGCUGAGCAUGGAAGGAUUAAUGUGGAUGAUAAGUGGUUUAGGAGUCAUGGAGCCAUUGAAGAGCAGCAGAUUCGGUCUGUGUUUGAUCGGUCAGAGAACAGAACGCCCAAAUUUAGGGUUGGGGAGGGUGGUUCUUGCCCUAGCUGCGGCGCCGGGCUGCGCGGGCAGCCUUCUGAUGUAGAGCUAAUGAAGGAGAGGUUUGCAAAGCUGCUUCUGGGUGAAGACAUGUCAGGAGGUGGAAAAGGAGUCUCAUCAGCUCUGGCUUUGUCCAACGCCAUCACCAACCAUGCUGCUUCUGUGUUUGGUGAACAAGAGCAUUUGGAGCCUAUGGCUGCUGAAAGAAAAGCAAGAUGGAGGAGAGAAAUUGAUUGGCUUUUAGCUGUCACAGAUCACAUUGUAGAGUUAGUCCCUUCUCAGCAAGUUGGAGAUGAUGGAACCAAAAUGGAGAUAAUGACGACUCAACAACGCAGAGAUCUCUUGAUGAACAUUCCGGCGUUGCGCAAACUAGAUGCAAUGCUCAUUGGCUAUCUUGAUGAUUUUAAGGAUCAAAACGAGUUCUGGUACGUCAAGGGAGACGAGGAAAGCUCGGAAAAAUGGAAUUUAGACAGAAAGGAUGACAAGUGGUGGCUCCCUGCAGUAAAGGUUCCUCCAAAUGGCCUCUCUGAAAUAUCCAGGAAAUGGCUGCAAUUUCAGAAAGAAUCUGUAAACCAAGUUCUUAAGGCAGCCAUGGCCAUUAAUGCUCAGGUUCUAAUGGAAAUGGAGAUCCCUGAAGCUUACAUUGAUUCCCUCCCUAAGAAUGGAAAGGCAAGCUUGGGAGAAUUUCUAUACCGAAGCAUAACGGCCGAAUUCUUCGAUCCGGAGCAAUUUCUCGCAUCGAUCGACUUGUCGACGGAGCACAGGGUCCUCGACCUUAAGAACCGCAUCGAGGCGUCGGUUGUGAUUUGGAAGAGGAAGAUGCAUAACAAAGAUGGCAAGUCUUGGAGCUCAAGUGUUAGCUUGGAGAAGAGGGAGCAGUUUGAAGAGAGAGCUGAGACAAUCCUUCGCCUCCUAAAGCACCGGUUUCCGGGCACCCCUCAGUCGGCUCUAGACAUAAGCAAGAUUCAAUUUAACAAAGAUGUGGGACAAGCUGUUCUUGAGAGCUAUUCGAGGGUCCUCGAAAGCCUGGCGUACACGGUGAUGUCCAGGAUCGAAGAUGUGUUAUACGCAGAUCAGCUCGCGCAGGAUCCAAUCGAGAAGCUAUACAGUAGAAGCUCAUCAAAGCUUAAAGAAGAGAUGGAGAAUGAGGAUUCAGAGCAGCGAACCUCGAUGACACUAUCGGACUAUAUGGGUUGGCCUUUUGAGCAGGUCAAUGGGAACGAGAAGACAGCGCCGGGUAACUUUGAGGAUCUCUUCACCUCAGAAGAAUCAGAGCUGAAGAAGCUUCCUAAGAUUGUGACUCCAAAGAAGGUUUCUUAUAUAGAGAAGGUGGAGAAUUUGGGAGGUUUACGAAGUCCGACUUCUCGCCAUUAAUGAGAACUAUGAGCUUGAAGGAGGAAGAAUGAGGCAAACUUGAAGUGAAUGGGAGUGUGGGAGACAAUAGUAGAGAAGAGAAGUUUUGGUUCAAAUGUAUAUAUAUUUAAAAGAAGCCCAAGAGUGAUUAGUAGAGCGUUGUUAACAGGAUUUGUUCGUUGGAUUUAUUAAAUCCACCCAAACAUAAAAAACCACAAGUUACAUGGAUUUAUUAAAUUUUGGAUUUAAGGUCCAAAUUUUACCUUUGAUUCAUGUUAAAUUCAGAUUUAAUAAAUCCAAUAAAGAGGUUGAUUUAAUAAAUCUAGAUUUACUAAUGCUAACUCCGUCCUGCAGCCAACACUAAGGAGACAAGAACGCGGGAGAAAGUGACGAAACGUGAAAAAAUUAGAUUUAACGGAGCUUUAGAUUUAAUAAUCAUAUUUUUUAUGAUUGGCUGGAUUUAAGUUAAAUUCAUACCUAAAUCUGGUUCAUAAUAUGCUACCAAAUGCUGCCUAAG
Phalaenopsis equestris is the source of this 2610-nucleotide messenger RNA. Its product is annotated as rho guanine nucleotide exchange factor 8-like. The record is from RefSeq and is a predicted model, not a curated record. Lineage: Eukaryota; Viridiplantae; Streptophyta; Magnoliopsida; Asparagales; Orchidaceae. Gene Ontology annotation, molecular function: guanyl-nucleotide exchange factor activity. The transcript is spliced from 7 exons. Bases 510 to 2114 code for a protein of 534 amino acids.